GUUUCGAGUAUCAUUGCUCUUCGCUCGCUUGACGGAAAAUACAUGAAGGUCUCCACUGACGAAGGCAGCAUUGCAUUCCACGACCAGCAUGUCGACGAUAAUGCCAAAUUUGCGUUGAUAAACUUGGACAACGGAAAAAUAAGUUUGAAAGGUCCCAACGGGAAACUCCUGAACAUGUCCCAUCCUAACGACCACGUCAUGUGCAUUGGGACUGAGGGAGGCGUUGAAUUUGAAGUCGUCCAUCUGGGUGCAAAUUGUAUCGCUCUGACCAUCCCCACAUACCACGAAGGGGGUGCAAAAACCAGAUUUUUGUCGAGCGGCGUCGGGCGCGAACCUUGCAGUGGUUCGCUCGUCGUCACGGAUGACAUGGAGGGUCCUUCUUGCUGCUUUGUUGUCCAGACUUUGGCCUGA
This is a messenger RNA of Pisolithus orientalis, 411 nucleotides long. RefSeq lists its product as uncharacterized. The record is from RefSeq and is a predicted model, not a curated record. Lineage: Eukaryota; Fungi; Basidiomycota; Agaricomycetes; Boletales; Pisolithaceae. The transcript is spliced from 2 exons. The annotation marks the transcript as partial.